GCGCGGGGCUGAGGGGGCGCAGCGGCGGGCGGCGCCGGCUCUGACCGGGCCCGGGCUCAGCCCGGCCCCGGCCCGCGGGGAGCCCUGGGGGCGGCGGCUGUCGGGAGCUGCGGGGCGCCGCGCGCCAUGUUCUCGGUGCUGUCGUACGGGCGGCUGGUGGCGCGGGCCGUGCUGGGCGGCCUGUCGCAGACCGACUCGCGCGACUACAGCCUGGUGACGGCCAGCUGCGGCUUCGGCAAGGACUUCCGCAAGGGCAUCCUCAAGAAGGGCGUGUGCUACGGCGACGACGCCUGCUUCGUGGCCCGGCACCGCUGCGCCGACGUGCUGGGGGUAGCAGAUGGCGUAGGAGGCUGGAGAGACUACGGGGUCGACCCUUCUCAGUUCUCAGGGACUCUAAUGCGAACGUGUGAGCGCUUAGUAAAAGAAGGACGGUUCGUACCAAGCAACCCCGUUGGGAUUCUUACCACCAGUUACUGUGAGCUACUGCAGAACAAAGUCCCUCUGCUUGGAAGCAGUACGGCUUGCAUAGUGGUUCUGGACAGAACAAGUCAUCGUUUACAUACAGCAAAUUUGGGAGAUUCUGGAUUUCUGGUGGUGAGAGGAGGAGAAGUGGUCCAUCGGUCCGAUGAACAACAACAUUACUUCAACACUCCGUUCCAGCUGUCGAUAGCGCCGCCGGAAGCAGAGGGAGUCGUACUAAGUGAUAGCCCAGAUGCUGCUGACAGUACUUCUUUUGAUGUUCAGCUCGGAGACAUUAUUCUGACAGCAACAGAUGGACUUUUUGACAACAUGCCUGACUACAUGAUUCUUCAGGAACUGAAAAAGCUGAAGAACUCGAAUUAUGAGAGCAUACAACAGACUGCGAGAAGCAUUGCUGAGCAAGCUCACGAACUGGCGUACGACCCUACCUACAUGUCACCCUUUGCACAGUUUGCCUGUGACAAUGGCUUGAACGUGAGAGGGGGAAAACCAGAUGACAUCACCGUCCUUCUUUCUAUAGUAGCUGAAUAUACAGACUGAAUUGUUUAAGAUGUCAACUUCUGAUACCGUCUUUCUCCCAGAGUUCCUAGCUUCACACGUACUGUUUCCUGCUGGCAGGAUUGCUUUCUUACGUUGCAGCUGAUCUCAAUGGCCAAUUGUCAAGCCUGUUGCCUGUCCUACGAUGCAAUGUUGAGAUCCUUUUAAGAACCACUACUGUAGUACACUGAUCUGUCUGCCAGCAAGAAAUGAGGAAAUGCAAGGCUUGAAGCAUGCCUUUCAAAACCC
Alligator mississippiensis (American alligator) is the source of this 1266-nucleotide messenger RNA. It is a transcript of the gene PPTC7, whose product is annotated as protein phosphatase targeting COQ7. Lineage: Eukaryota; Metazoa; Chordata; Crocodylia; Alligatoridae. The coding region runs from base 127 to 1020 and encodes 297 amino acids. The record is from RefSeq and is a predicted model, not a curated record. The transcript is spliced from 6 exons.